Messenger RNA from Labrus mixtus (cuckoo wrasse), 2019 nucleotides. RefSeq names its product pre-B-cell leukemia homeobox 2 (gene pbx2). NCBI's taxonomy places the organism in Eukaryota, Metazoa, Chordata, Actinopteri, Labriformes, Labridae. Gene Ontology annotation, cellular component: nucleus. The transcript is spliced from 8 exons. Gene Ontology annotation, molecular function: DNA-binding transcription factor activity, RNA polymerase II-specific; RNA polymerase II cis-regulatory region sequence-specific DNA binding. The record is from RefSeq and is a predicted model, not a curated record. Bases 123 to 1331 code for a protein of 402 amino acids. Gene Ontology annotation, biological process: animal organ morphogenesis; regulation of transcription by RNA polymerase II; eye development.
GCUUGUACCUUUUCCAUUCAAUCGCUAGGGGACCCUGCUGUGAGUGAUGUCUGAGAUCAGGUUGUGUUGUGCGCUUGUGAGCACAGUUGGGCAGCAGCAGUCGCCACCGUGCGUCGCUGAAAAUGUUGCAGCAGCAGCAGCCUCUGACGGGCAGCGGGCCCGCGAACGGCCGGGGACUCGGCGUGAGUGGUCACCCCGGGAUGCACGCACUUAACUCGGUUCAUCAACCUUCCCAGCACCGGUCCGACGGAGGGGACUCGGGCCUGGAGGGCACGGAAAACGGACAUGAAACCCGCAGAGAUAUUGGCGACAUACUGCAGCAAAUAAUGACCAUCACCGACCAAAGUUUGGACGAGGCACAGGCCAAGAAACAUACACUCAACUGUCACCGAAUGAAGCCAGCUUUAUUCAGCGUCCUCUGCGAAAUCAAAGAAAAAACUGGCCUGUCAAUGAGGAACGCCCAGGAGGACGAGCCUCAGGAUCCUCAGCUGGUGCGAUUGGACAACAUGCUGCUGGCGGAGGGUGUGGCGGGCCCUGAGAAAGGCGGCGGGGCUGCCGCUGCCGUGUCUGCUGCCACCAGCACGGGAGGGAUGUCACCUGACAGCUCGCUCGAGCACUCCGACUACAAAAGCAAGUUGAGCCAGAUUCGCAGUAUCUACCACAGUGAGCUGGAGAAGUAUGAGCAGGCAUGCACUGAGUUCACUACUCAUGUGAUGAACCUGCUGAGGGAGCAGUCGCGUACCCGGCCCGUGACCCCGCGGGAGAUUGAGCGCAUGGUGGCCAUCAUCCACCGCAAGUUCAGCUCCAUCCAGACGCAGCUGAAGCAGAGCACCUGCGAGGCGGUCAUGAUCCUGAGGUCUCGCUUCCUCGAUGCCAGGCGCAAGAGGCGCAACUUCAGCAAACAGGCCACAGAGGUCCUGAAUGAGUAUUUCUACUCCCACCUGUCCAACCCUUACCCCAGUGAAGAAGCCAAAGAGGAACUCGCCAAACAGUGUGGCAUCACCAUGUCUCAGGUCUCCAACUGGUUCGGCAACAAGCGAAUCCGCUACAAGAAAAACAUCGGCAAGUUCCAAGAGGAGGCCAACCUUUAUGCCAUGAAGACCGCCUUAGGGGCCAGACAGGGCGACGAUUCUCCGCACACUCCCAACUCCACAGGGUCCGGGUCCUUCUCCCUGUCUGGGUCCGCCGACCUGUUCCUCGGGGUUCCUCCUGUGAACGGCGAGCAGUCUGCUUACCAAAUGGGCGUGCAGGCUAACGGGAACUGGCAGGGACGGAACUCGCCGCGGUCCGGCAACUCGCCCCACAGCGACCAAUCAGACAACUCCGACUGAUGCCCCCUCCGGUCCAGAACGGAAAGUCAGUCGACCGUAAAGAAGACAGAAAAGAAUGAUUUCACACUUCCCACUCGGCUGCAGGUUUUUGUUUCAUGUUUGUUUGGUUUUAUUAUCCGUAUUUACUUUUCUUACCGCUCAGCGUCGGUCAUUCUUAUGUUUAUGAUUCGCUGAGUGCUCGGAUGGUAGAGUGAAUAUGUGUGUGUGCGUGCGUGUGUGUGUUGUGUGCAUGCAUGCAGGUGUGGUUUUAUUAUUGGGGUCGAAGGGUUUUUUUCCACUACGUUUAGACAUGUUACUGAGGUGUUUGUCGAUGGGAAGGAGGAGAGAGGAGGUGCAUUAUCAUGGUUUUUAGCACACUCAUUAUUAUUAAUAUUAAUAUUAUUGCCGUUUUAUUAAUGCUACAACUAUUUUCAUGUUAACAGCUCAGAUAGAGAGAAUGCAUUUAUGAGAGUGUGAGAGGGCAAUAGAGAAAAAUCCAAAGAUUUAGUGUGUUUGUUUCUCUGUUUUGUUUGUUCUGUUUUUAUUUUCUACCGGGCGUCUGUGUCCCUGUAAAAACGAAUGAGGCGUGUCUGAAUUCACGUUAACGGUUUGAAUGAGUAUAUCAACAGUGCUGUCUUUUUUCUGUACAGUGAAACACCUGUAUUCUCUCUACCUCUUUUACAAUAAAGACUCUCUGUAUUCACUACCA